Microcebus murinus (gray mouse lemur) is the source of this 3157-nucleotide messenger RNA. Its product is annotated as tumor necrosis factor receptor superfamily member 10B-like. Gene Ontology annotation, molecular function: TRAIL binding. Gene Ontology annotation, biological process: positive regulation of apoptotic process; TRAIL-activated apoptotic signaling pathway. Gene Ontology annotation, cellular component: cell surface; plasma membrane. Lineage: Eukaryota; Metazoa; Chordata; Mammalia; Primates; Cheirogaleidae. The record is from RefSeq and is a predicted model, not a curated record.
CCCAGCGGCUCCGCGUGUUGGUUCCUGUGUCCUCUCCCCCGCUCGUGCAGGAGGUGCUGCCAGAGGACAUUUUAUUCUCCCCGUGCCGUCCGAGUGCGGCAGACACUCUGACUUCGCGCGGGAGAAGCUCCACGCGGCCCGCGCGCCGGUCCGCCUGCCAGAUUCGCAGAGGGUUUUCUUUUUCUUUUCUGUUUGUUCGUCUUUCGUUUUAUUGAGGCGAGCCUCGCUCAGGCGCGCCGCCGGGCCCCCGCGCGCCGCGGUUCUGCUGCGCGGCUCGACCUCGGCCGCGGACCGCGCUCCUGCCGCCAUGGCCCCGGCCCCCGCCCGGCGCGCCCCGAGACGCAGUCGCGCCCCGGGAGCCAGGGCUCUGCUCUGGGUCAAGACCGUGCUCCUCGGAGGAGUCCUGCUGAAGGUCCCGGCUGACUCUGCCACCACCAAGCAGAACAGGGUUCCUCAGCAGAUACCUGCCCCCCAGCGAUGGAGGCACAACCCUGAGGAGGGUUUGUGUCCACCAGGAACCCAUAUAUCAGAAGAUAGUAGAGAUUGUCACCUCUGCAGCUGUGGAGUAGACUACACUACUCACUGGAAUGCACUCUCUUCCUGCUUACCCUGUACAGUUUGUAAUGCAGAUGAAGAGCCAAGAAGUAACUGCACCACGACCAGAAACAGAGAGUGUCAGUGCAAACCAGGCACGUUCCGAGUAGAAGAUUCCCCUGAGUUCUGCCAGAAAUGCCGUGCUAGGUGCCCUGAUGGGAUGGUCGAGGACAGGCCUUGCACCCCCUGGAGUGACCUUGUGUGCGUCCACAGAGGAUCAGGCCAUGGGCUCCUCAGGAUGCAGAUCGUAUUCGGGGCUGUGGCUGUCUUGCUGCUGGUGGUCUUGGUGGUGACACUUUGCAGGAAGAGAAACUGCUCAGGUUGUGACCAGGACCCCAAGUUCGUGGGCAGAUCCACCCCAGUCUUUGAGCAGAAAAUGGAAAGCCCGGAGCCAGCAGAUCUCAGAGGUGUCACCAUACUGUCCCCAAGGGAGGCAGAGCAUCCGGACCACAUAGAAGCUGAAGGGUCUCAGAGAAGGAAGCUGCUGGUUCCAGCAAAUGGUGCUGACCCCAUUGACACUCUGAGGCUGUUCUUCGACUACUUUCCAGAAGUCGUGCCCUGUAAGUCCUGGAAUCCCCUCAUGAGACUGAUGGGCCUGACAGACAACGACAUCCACGUGGCCAGUGCCAGCGCCUGCAGCCCAGAAGACACCUUGUACAGAAUGCUGGUGAGAUGGGUCAGCAAGAAGGGGCGUGCAGCCUCGGUGCACACCCUGCUGGAGGCCCUGGACAGUCUGGGAGAAAGGCACGCAAAGGAGACCAUUGAGGACCACCUGGUGGGCUCCGGGAAGUUCAUCUAUCUAGACGGUGAGGCAGGCUCUGCUAUGUCCUGAGUGUGAAAGAGUCUCUGUAGGACUCCAGAGCUUCCCUAGUUUACCUUUUUUUCCUAGAAAAAAAUCACAACUGGACGUCAGCCUUUAGGAAAUAGGCAAAAAUUUCACAUGACUGAUACCUAAAGAAACUCUGACAUGUACUAUCAUCCAGUGGAUGACACAUCCUAGAACUUUUUCAGUGGAUUUGGAGUACAAAUGUUAGGUAGAUAGCGAGGGAUUCCAGGUCUCUUAGGGACAAAAGUGAGUGCUGUUACCUUGGUGCAAUCGCCCACCUGAGAAGAAGAACAAGGGUGGGCCCCAGGCUCCCAUCUUGGUGCUGCCCCACCCUAAUCCUCUCCCCAACAACUGCCAUACCUGGGGGAGGAGGGAAUACCCUACAAAUCUGCCAAUCAGUUUAGCGCACCAGCUGCAAAAGAUUGCGGGUGACUCUCUAGCCCAUGGGCCAAACAGCAUAAGUAUCAUAGCGCCCAGAGAUUGACCUAGAACAACCCACAUGUGUAAUCUAAGACUCAGGUCAUUGGCACUGGGGAACAAAAGGAAGAUCAAAAGGAGGAGAACAGUAGUAAAUUUUGGAGCCAAAAGGACAACAUGAAGCUUGGGAGUAUAAAAAAAAAAAAAUAAGACUCAGGUUAUGCAACUCCCAAAUGUCCACUCAAAGUGGUUCCAUGGUAAUGUCUGGGCCAUAGGGAAUUCCCAGUCCAGGCACUAUAAAACAAGUUGUAGACCAUAACCAGGCCUUUUUGGCCCCUUCCUUUUGCUCACCCUUUGGUGCGGCAGUGGGUCUGUGGUCAUCGUCUGUGGCGUGUGUUUCAUGCUCUGUAAACCUGUAUCUUGCUCUCGCUUGCCUUACUUUGGUGCAUCUGGUCAUUCUUUGGCCAUGAGCAUGUCAAGAAUGACAUUUCAGACUGAAACAUGAUACCAUGAUUCUUUGUUUUAUAUGCUUUUAUUUUUUGGGCUGUAUUGAAAAUGUAUUGUUCAGGAUGUCAUUCUUUUUCUGUUCACAUUUUUUCAUCCCACUUUUUACUGGUAUUGUAUUGUAUUGCAUAAUAUUAUAAUAUUAUAUUAUAUUGUAUUGUACUGGUAUUAUAUUGUAAGAUCAAUCCGUGUUAAUAUGUGAGCAUUUACUUAUGUCCAAGUAUUGUAAGAAAUACAAGGGAAAAAGAAGAAGAAAAAUCUUCACUGUGUAAGUUCUCAAUGUUUGGGCUCCAAUUCUCCCUUGGCUUUGAACCCACUGGGCUUGGAUGACUGACAGCUUCUAAAUGGCUGGUCUUUUAAACUUGACAAUUUUAUAGGCAUAUGAAUAUUUAUUUAUUUAUUUAUAGGUAGAUGUUCAUAAGUGAAUAGGUACUGUAGGAGAACUGUCUUGGUCCCUUGCCCCUUUCUCUGAGGACUUCCUUGAAGAUAUAUGUAGAGUAUUAGCCUUAUCAUUGUUUGUCAUGAUUAUUCUUUUAAAAUAACCUUUGUGACAACAUGAAAUUGUUCAGGGUUUUUUUGUUUGUUGGUUGGUUUGGUUUGGUUUAAGAUCCGGGCCAAAUAGUACAUGACACAUGAGAGGCACUUAACAUGGUUUUUCCUGAGUGUUGGGUACUGUUUGGUGCCACUGUUCCAUGGGAAGUCCCUACUGGAAUCUGCUGGUACUGUUAAGCAAUAUGAAGGAGGCAAUGAGAUAUGAAAUAUUCACGUAUUUAUGAAUUUAUGACCAAAUUAAAUGUGAAAUCUUAUAUAAAAAGG